AUGAAAAAUCCUGAAUUCGUGAUAUUAUUAAUUUUUGAUGAACGCUUCAAAGAAUAUCAUCAAACUUUCUUAAAAUUUCCAAUAAAAAAAGAUGGCUUGAAUUUUAUAAUUGAUAUUUAAAGGUUUCUAUAAUUUAUUUUUAAAAAGCUUCAACUCACAGAAAUAGAGAAGUAAUAACUAAAUAUAGGUAUUAUAAAAUAUUAAAGAUAGAUUAUUUUUAUGAUAGAUCUAAAAACUGCUUUAUAUAGUCUUCAUAUUAUGUUGUAAAUAAUUGUUUCUAAUUUCACGAAAAUUUUUUUGGAGAUCCAAAGAUUCUAGAGAUGAAGAUAUAUUUUUAUAUGUAGUAUUGGAGCAUUGUAUAAUUAUAUGAAGAUAUUAAAGUUUAAGAAGAUUAAAUAAAAUAAGCUAAAAAAUUAUAAAGAGAAUUAACUGAUAAACUAGAAAAAUAUCCUUAUAAAUUAAAAGAAAUCGAAAAUGAUGUUAGAGACUUAAAAGAAGGUAAUUAAAAUAAUAAGCAUGUGUUUGAUAUUGUUAUAUUUCAUAAUAAUGCAUAAAUUUAAUUCGAUAAUCAAAUUCAAGAAGCAUAAUUUAUUGAUUAUUAAAGUGAAAUAAGAACUAUUGAAAAUGAAAUUAAGAAUGCUAAUAAAAAAAUAAAUUAUUAGAUCUUAAAUGCUACAAUAGAUAAUUUCCAUUAUGGUUUGCGUUUGAAUCCAUAAGUAAUACACUUAAUACUCAAUGGAGAUGUUGAUGUUGAGAAUUAAAGUUCAUACAUUGAAAUAUAAGAUGAUGAGGAUGAGAAUAGGAUAAAGACAUUAAGUAAUUAAAAGUUAUUUUAAAUAUUUAAAUAACACAAUAAAUCACUAAAAAGAUUGAAAUUAAUUUGCUUAAGUUCAAUUGUAGCAAAACAAUUUUCAUUCUAUUAAUGGGAUGAAGAAAAAACAAUUGUAAGAUAGAUAAAGCCUUUUAAUUCUGAAGAUAAAUAUGGUAAUGAAUUUUGGAAAUCUUUUUACAAAUAGUUGAUGUAAGAGAAAAGUUUUUAAGAAUCAUACUAAAAUGCUAAAGAAAAUGUAGAAGAAUUAUUUAAAAAAGACCCUAAGCUAAAUGAUUUUAUAAUAUGUUGUUGUUAUCAUGAACAUUAAAAGAAAUAAGAUGAUUCUCCCAAUACGUUGGAUUGUCCCAACAAUCCUAUGUUAUAUGGAUAUAAAAAAAUUCAUGAAGAACAUAAGUAAUGUAUAUGUCAUUCUAAUGAUAAUGAUAAUUAUAAUCAUGACAUCUCACAAAAGUUUUUUAUAAAAUCAUGUAAUGGAAAAUAACUUUUAGAAAUUAAUUAAGAUUUGAUCUAAAAUGAAUUGAAUAUAUGA
Paramecium pentaurelia is the source of this 1361-nucleotide messenger RNA. The record is from the annotation of a GenBank genome assembly. NCBI's taxonomy places the organism in Eukaryota, Ciliophora, Oligohymenophorea, Peniculida, Parameciidae.